UCUAAAUGUUGAGUCAUCGCGUGAUAGCAUUGUAAUAACGCCUUGGUAUUUUCGAAGUUUUCGCCGUAAAAUCGCUCGAAAUUUUUAAACAUUUUCACAUAUUCGGCGAUAACGUCCCAUAAGUUAACAAAAUCAGUGCAAAAAUCCGGAAAAAUCGGCCCUAUUUACCUAAAAUAACGAUAAAUUAAAUCGCUGGUUCUCUAGUUUCUGAAGCAAACAUCUGUCUCGUGAAUCGGUCGGGUGGCGCUCGGGCGUCCUCGGAAAUCGCUGAUGGAGUACGUGCUUUCGUCGUAACAGAAAGCAAAGCAUAUCAGAUAGGUGGCGUUGUGUAAAACCAUUCAGGGCUUUCGCCUCACUUCCACACCGUCCUUACAAAUGACAUGGCUGCCAGGAUCAAGAAACAACCAGCGUCGACCAAGGAGGUAGUUAUGCCUCAAACGAGCAAGCCUGAAGGGGAGGAAGGCUUAGCCGCAAGCAGCGAGGGUGGAAUUCUAAAAAAACUAACCAAAAAACCAGUGGUGAAGACUACAAGAGUCAAAAAAAUUAUCAAGCUUAAAGCGAAAGCCAAAAGGGAAUCAAAGAAAAAGGCAAAUUUAAAAAUUAAUCCUAAGAAUUUUGCGCGGGUUUUAAUGGAAAAUGGAAAAGAUCCACAACCAAAGAAAGUGCUUCUCAAGAAUGGUACCGAGGAAGUAAUAAAACGUAAACGAGCGCCGAAAAAAAUUGCAAUAAAAAAAGAAACGGAGGAAGAAUCGCCACCGGUUUUAGAACCGAUUUUCCCGCAAGAAGAAAAUGAAAUAAAGGUGCCGAAAAAGCGUGGUAGAAAAAAAAUUCCGAUUUUAAUUGAUAUGAAGAAAAUUAAAUCGGAACCGUCCGAGCAGCAACCGGAAGGUUCUGGCCAAGACGCUUUGGAGGCGUUACCAAGCCUAGUAAAUGUUCUUCCUAAGGUUAGAAGGAAACCUGGAAGACAACCGCGAAAACCAAAGUUAGUUAUUCCACCUAUAGAACAUAUGACAGAACUACCUUUGCUAAUUGAUUCAACCAAAGUAAAACAGGAACCUGAAGAAAUGAAUUCGGGAGACGUGUCUUGUAUACCUCCAUUACUACCCAAAGUGAAGAGAGUGAGAAAGAAGCAACACUUAGAUAAAAAUAUUGAAUUAGUAAAGAAGACACUGAUCAAAAAGGAAAAUAUUGAGAACACUUUAAGCAAAUUAGAUCCCGCAGAUGUGAAAGUAAUUGAUAGGUUAGAUUUGAAUGUAAGAAAAUUUAAGACUGAGGUACCAAAAGAAAAGAGAAGACAUAGUAUAGAGAAGUUUCCUAUUGAGCAAAGUGCUACUGACGAGGAUCUGAUGCCGCAAUUAUCUGUGUUUAAUUUGUUACCUAGAUCUAUAAGCCCUAAAACUUCGAAACGAGGAGGGAAAAUGGGUAAUAAGCGAGCCAGUCCAUAUACAACCCGUUUAGAUGCACCCUCGCGUAUUCUUCGUAACGGGAGAUACCGAAAUCUAAAAGAUAUUGUGCUUUUGGAAGGCUUAGAAGGCCCCAAGAGGCGCAAACGUGUACAUUCCGAUAUGAGUGGUGGUGAAACAGCAUCUAAGUUAUCUGGGUAUGAAUCCGAUAGCAGUUUUUCAGACUUGGCCUCGAUUCACGAUAGUGAGAAAGAAAGUGAAACUUUAAAACCGAAUAUUAAAGAGCUAGACAAUAUGCUUAUUGACAGUUCGACAAACUGUGGCUCGGAUUUAGAUAAGCCAAACUGUUCAACUGAAAAGCAGCUUAUCGAUACUAAUUCCAAUGUGUGUGCCGCAAUGAAAAACUAUACGGAAAUGAGAAUAGAUGAAAAUCUUACUGAGGAUGCGCCUAGUCAAAAAGUACCUGAGAAAGGAGUUCUAUUAGAUAUAAUGAAGCAAACGUUCAAUGAUAUUUGUGGGGAAAAGUCAUUAUCUAAGGUUGAAACACCUUGUAGUUCUGUGGAAGUCAACAAAAAGGUCUUAGAGGAGAAAACUGUUGCAAUAAUGCCUGUAGAAGAUGUUCUCUCCUUAAAGAACAUGACUGAAGAGGAGGAAUUGCGGCAACUGUUAGAGCAAACAGAGCCUGAUGUUAAAAAUAACUUAAACGAUGAUGCAGGAAACAUUUUAAAAGCACAAGAUGAAUUCGAGGAACAAGCCGCAAUAAAAAAUAUGGUCCAAGACUGCAUUAAUAGUAUCGAAACACUUUCCCAAGUGGCGUCUACUACAGCCACACCUGGCAUAUCACUCAAAGAGGAAUCAACUCCAGAAAAUAAAGAAGAUGACAUUCCGGUAAUAGAUAAUAUGUCAACGGCCAUUUUAGAACCACCGCCAAAUCAUGAGCACCUGGACCCACCGCUAUUGGAAUCCAGCAUAUUGGAACCGGAAUCGUCCUCAAUUAAACGUUUAGUUAUGGACGAUCCCAAUAUUGGAAUAGCUGUUAGAGAGAAGGAUAAUAUAGUAUUUUUUUCUAUUGACGAAGCAGCAGAGGCUGACGAACAUGUUGAUUGUACAGACGAAGUAAUUCAAAAUGUUGAAAUUAUCAGCAAAGACGAUGAAAUUAUUAAUACCAUUGAUGAAGAAAAUGAACUAGAAGCCAAUGAAACCAAUACAGAUGAAGGAAUAAUCAAUAAUGCGGAUGAAGAAACCAAAGUAGAUGAUAAUGAAAAAAUCUGUUAUGAUCAAAUUGAAAGCGUUAGCAAAGUUAACGACGACCAGAACCAACCGAAGAUAAGAAGUGAAGAUAUUUCUGAUAUUGUAGAAGAAACUAAAGACGAUGCUCCGCAAGUUCCUGAGCAAGAAUUAAUAGAAGAGAUGACCACACAAUCGAUAGAGGAUACUGCAGAAGUAAAACCUGUCGAGGAACAAGAAAAUAAUGAAAAAGAUACAAAUAAAAAUGAAUUGCUAACAGAACAUCUAGAACCGUGUGCAGAGCCUACAAUGGAGUGUGUACCCUUUAUACCUGUAAUAAAAGACUCUUCUGAAAUACCUUCUAACGAGGUAGUUAUGCCGGUGAUUGUUUCUGUAGAAACCGUCAAAGAAAAAUGUUCCGAUGAAGAAUGUGCGAGAGAAAUAGAUAUGGAUGAACAAUAUAAAAAACCCCUUGAAUUUUUAGAAGAUGAAAUUGUUAAGCCAACGACUGAAAGUAAUUGUGAUAAACCUGGUGUAAGUGGUGAAAUGAUGGAAAAGGCGUUGAUACAAACUGUUGAACAGCCUGAGGAAUCUCCCGAGGAGAUUGCACAUAAAGAAAGUAUUUUAAAUGCAUUGGGCUUACAAAGCAUAAAAGGUGAAAAAGAAUCCUCUACAUCAAAGAAGAAAAGCAAAGUUUCCGCUUCCAAGGCUGCCGGCUACACGGGAACUCUGAAAACUGUGAUAAAAAUUAACAAGAAAAAGGGAAAAAAUCCUUUAAAAAUGACCCUUCAAAAGAGUAAGAGUAAACAUGAAGACGGCACCGAGGCAGAAGAAGGUUAUAAAAUCAUGAAGGAGGGUGGUUCCACUUCAUGGAAACAUAGCAAUACAUCGGAUUCAGCUGGUGCGCACCGUAAAUCACAUUAUUCUAACAGAUCUAACAUGGAGGGUAGUAGUGAUCACACCUCAGAUGGAGAACAAAGUGGACCUCAUGACAAACCCCAACCUGAAAAAUCCCUAAUCGUUCCAGAAAAAGCAAGUUCCUUUAGCAUACAUCCUGGACGUUUAUGUAAAGACGAAUGUUCUUACUGUUUUGGAAAGUUCGGACUCUUUGACACACCCUGUCAUAUUGCCCAAAUUAAGAGCGUUGACAGGCAAAACAAAAUACUUGCUGCUGAAAGUCACCUGACCAGAGACUCGUGCCUUUGUGAUGCUUGUUACCGUCACGUCGACAGAAAAUCAAAUUCGCCUUCCUAUAUUAAUAAAUCCCUCAAAAGAAAUUCUUUGGUGGCUCCGGGACCAAGGCAAAACCACUGCCACGUACUCGGUUGUAAUAACGUUUCUUCCAAUAUUUUACGAAGGAAGUGGAUUAUAAAGAUGCGAAAGAGCAUCUGCCAAGUGAUAAAUAUAGACUUAGAUAAUCCAGGACUUCAUUCAAUACCUAUCUGUGAUGAACAUUUUUCAAAACUAGAGCAUUUGAUGAUAUGCGCCAUGUGCAAACGCAGAUUGGCUAGAAAUCAUAUCCAUUAUUUAGGACCAGAAGUUCAAGAAUUAAAUGAAGCGCUUAAAGAUGAAGGAAUUUUAAUAAACUUAUCAGAUAAACCAGUUGUUUGCAAAUUAUGUAAGUGCUUUGCGUCGAUUAUUCUCAAAGAUCCAGAAGAAAGACUGGAGAAUUGCCGAAAUUUCUUUAUUGAGUACAAAAAAAGACUGUUGCAUUUUAACGACAUCAUUCCAAUGGAUUCAACAGCUGCGGAUGAGCCUCUUGUAAUUCCAACUAGAACUGAAAAACUAAAGGAAGCCGAAUGCGGUAAAAGAAAAAAGAGAAGCAGAAAUUCCUCAAAUGAGACCGAUCAUUCUAAGGAUGAUGAAAAUGAUGACCAUGAUAAUAUCGAGGGUUCCAGAAAACGGGUAGCAUCCAGCGACACGAAUCUCUCUCGAAGCGCCAAUCAGUCUCGAGCACAAUCCCCCGAGGGUGAUGAAUAUAGUGGGGUUGACUAUAACACCCUUAUUCCAGCCAUUGCAAUGGAAUGCCCUAGUGAUAGUGAAAACAAAAAAGAUGGUAAAAUUGCAGCAAAAACUGUAACAAAGACUGAAACGGUAACAAAAGCGUCAGAUGCGCUAAGAACAUAUAAAAGCAAAAAUGACCUAGCUGCUCAAAGGUUAGGGCAGAAUCCGUCAAUAUCGCUUAAACCCAAUUAUGGGACAAAAUCGGAUUCCUGGCAGGAUGAGCGGUCUAGCAAACUCAUUACAAACCCUUCUAUAUCUGUCAGGCAGCUUUUCCCAGGUGAAGAAGAAUUGGGCUUAGCAGGGGACAUCGACUUUAAAAACGUCCUCGGUAGAACACCAGAAGGUUGGGAAAAAUGUACUUCGGUUAUUCAAUACGACGAGGAAACCAAACUGCUUUGGCAAGAGUUACAGAAGCCUUAUGGAAGCAAGAGUAGUUUCUUGAGGCAUCUGAUUUUACUCGAGAAAUAUUUUAGAAACGGAGACCUCGUCCUUUCUCCAACGGCAAGUCAUCAUGCAGUAAACUACCGCGAAAGCGUUCAAAAUCGCUUACGCGCUUAUGAUAACAUCCCUAGCAAAACCUCAAAUGUGCAACCUCCAAGCAUGGUCCAGUUUAAUAAAAUUCACAGAACCAGUGGUGGAGUAAUGAUACAAAAUAGCACCAAUGGACUCGCUCCUAUCACUAUUAGCCAGGUUGGUGAAAGCGAGAUUCAAUCUUCAAGAACACCGAUUACUGUCCACCAACUAAGACAACCACCUUUAUACCCAACCAGCACGAUGCUUCAGAAUUUGGCAAGAAAUAGACCGAAUGCUCCUCCCGGACUAAUUUCCAUUAACCAAAGACCCCAAGGUCCUUCAAACGUUAGAGCGCAGGCUAGUCAGAAGAUUAAAUUUCCCAUUACGAAGAACUGGAGACCUAAUUUGAUCCCUAUAGAUCCUAAUAAGAAGCACGAGAGAAAGCCCGGACUUGUCCAGGUCAUCUCAGGUGGAAAACCAUACCAUAUAACUCUAGAGGACUACAAGAAAAUGUGCGCCAUUAAACGCAGUUUUGAAGCUAAACAAAAAAAACUACAGGAACAACAAAUUUUAUCGAAACAACAAUCACCGGUAAUGCUAAGUCAGGGCUCUGUUCUUAAAACGGUCGUACCCAAAAAGAGUUUAUUCAUUGGAAAAACUUCCGGUGGUACAGUAAUUGAAGGUAAACCCUUAAGUUUAGUACCAAUCAGCACCGCGUCAUCAACCAUUACCAGCGAGUCAACCGAAUCUAUUUUGGAGAAACUUGAUAAAACGGUGGAAAGGCUUGGACAAAAUCAAGAUUCCCCUAGCAUAAUGGCUUAUGCACUCGAUAAAAACCCAGCUAUCCAAAUUAUACCGAGAAUACCAAAAUCAUUAACAAUUACAUCUCAGACCGUAACAAAAACCGGACCUCCUAGUCCUGUUUUAUGUAUUACACCCAGGACCAGUUCAAAUGGUUCGAGCAGUAAUGAUAAUAGCUCUGGACAACCUUGAUUAAUGUUGUUGGUUGUAAAAGUUAACCAGAAAGUGCCUAACGUUAUUACAAAGUAGUGGUGUUUCUUUUUUUUAAUAUGGUUUAGUCUAUAUGUUUGGUUUGGGUAUUGCGUUUCAAUUUAGCCCUGUUUUUUCCUAUGAAACACUUUGGUUGUAGCAGCAUUGUAAAUAUACAUCUGUAGGGUUUGUUAAUGUUAUAAUAUUGAAUAUGUUUGGAAUAGGGAUUUUUCUUUUCAAUUUUUUACUCAAUCGAAGCAUUUUGUAAAUAGUCGAUUUUCAAUUUAUAGGCAUAGAAGCAAUAGGCAUUGUUCUAAAUGGAAACGUUCACACACAGGGAUAUUUUGCUAAGAAUAUCGAAGCAAUUUUUUGACAAAGAUUAUAUGAAUAAUAUUAAUUUAAUUAAAAGUUUUCGGGAUAUUAGAACAGCUUAUAGGGCUGAUAGAAACGAAUGGAGAUGUGAUUGCGACGGGACAAUCGAAAUGAAUAUCAUUUUGACCUUAACACAAUUCGUGAUUAAUUUCGCGGAGUGUAAUAGUUUUAUUGUUAUUGACGCCAAAUGGUAUUUUAUUAAUUUAUUAACGUUUUGAAGAGUUAUAGUAAUUUCAUUUUCUGAGGACAAGCAGUCAAUGGUCGAAAAUACACUUUACGAUCUGUUAGAUACAAGAUUUUUCCUAGAGGUGUCUUAAAAUACCUUCUAUAGAUUCUGAAAAAAAUGGCCUUAAAAGAUAUCAAAAUUUUGUUGAAAAAGUAGAUAGGAUUAGAAAAAUGGUGAUAUUAAUAUCGAAUUAGGUCAUAAUAAUCUAAACUUUUGGAUGUGAAAAAAUAUUUUACUGCAGGUACUUAUUUAUCUAAUUUAAGAAGAAAAAAAGGAACAGUAAAUUUUACGGCACUCAAGUAAAUUAUUAAAUUUACAAAAAAUCUAAGAAAUCUAAAAAAAAAUUUAACAAUUUUACCUUUUUGAUAACUAAUGAUUUUAAAUUAAAUGGAUAACGCCAACAAAAAAAUAUAGAAUAUUCCAAACAUAAUCAAUUAUUUCACAUCAACAUUACAGUUACUCUUAACAAAAUAAAAGAAACAAAAAUAAAUAAUUUGUAAAAUACAUUUAUUAUGUGUGUAAAAAAAAGUAAAAAAUUAUUGACAAAAAAGGCUAACUAGUAUUGCCUUUUUUUAGAGCAAUUUAUCUAUUUUCUGUUUUUUUUUUGUAAUUUUGUAGAUACAUAUAUUAAUUUAAAUAUGAUUACAAGGUGUAUCAUAAAUUUCUACAAAUAUUAUCUUUUUGCUUAGUUAGAAUUUAAUUAAGUUAGAAAAUGUGUAUAUUAUUUACUUUAUUACAACUAACUACUGAUAACCCGAGGAUAUACAAAGUUCAGGUAUUUUAUUUAAAAACUCUACUUUGGUCACAUACCUGCAGUUACUUAUGAUACACUAUGUACAUAGCAAUAAAUAUAUUAUAAUAGAAUAAGACGUCGUACAUGCAAAACAUCUUUUUAAAUAAAUCGUAUUUUUUA
This is a messenger RNA of Anthonomus grandis grandis, 7648 nucleotides long. RefSeq lists its product as uncharacterized. Bases 381 to 6140 code for a protein of 1919 amino acids. Gene Ontology annotation, molecular function: small GTPase binding. The record is from RefSeq and is a predicted model, not a curated record. NCBI's taxonomy places the organism in Eukaryota, Metazoa, Arthropoda, Insecta, Coleoptera, Curculionidae. Gene Ontology annotation, biological process: intracellular protein transport. The transcript has 21 exons.